GGUGUGGGGUGUGGGGAGGGGAGAGCCUGAGAGGCCGCCACAGCACAGAAGUUCCUGCCUUCUCCUUCUUCCUGCAGACAGCAGACACAGCAGAACAGCAGCAGCGGGCUUCACAGCCAUCUUUGGGAGGCUGCAGCACACGAGGUGAAGACAGCACUGGACCUGGCUUCUGGAGCCCAGGUUUUGAGUCCCAGCUUGACCACUGGCUGUAACCUUGGGAAAACUCUUGUGUGGUUUUCAGGUUCCCCACAAUCAACUGGAGCUAACUUGGAAGUCAGGGCGGGAGCCGGUUCUUGGAGGAGACGGGGCACAGGACAUGGAUCACCGUGGGGCCCUUUUCUUCUGCCUGUGCCUCAUGACUUCUCACAGUGUGACAGUGGAGGCAUCCCAAGACCUCCUGCGCUGGAUGGAGGAAAUGGAGAUGGCCACCCAGAAGCGGAGCUUGACUCCUCCCGUUGCUGAGCUCAUGCGUGGCCUGGAGUGGAGGCUGCUGAAUGCCAGCUUCCCGGGCUACAACCUCACCUUGCAGACACACACCAUCCAGACCCUGGCUUUCAAGCUGGGCUGCGACUUCCCCGGCCUCUCGCUGAGCAGCACCACUCUGAGGCCGAUGCCCCAGGUGCGGGCUGGGCACGCCAUGCAGUUUCCCGCUGAGCUCACUCAGGACGCCUGCAGGACUGGCCCCAAAGAGCUGCGACUCAUCUGCAUCUACCUCUUCACAGACCACUUCUUCCAGAAUACCAACUCACCUCUGCUCAAUAAUUAUGUCCUGGGAGCCCAGCUGGGUCAUGGGCACGUGAACAACCUCAGGGAGCCGGUCAACAUCAGCUUCUGGCACAACCAAAGCCUGGAAGGCUACACGGCAACCUGUGUCUUCUGGAAGGAGGGAGCCAGCCAGCACCACUGGGGGGUCUGGAGCCCUGAGGGCUGUCGCACAGAGCAGCCCUCACCUUUCCAGGUGCUCUGCCGCUGCCACCACCUCAGCUACUUUGCUGUUCUCAUGCAACUGUCCCCAGCCCCAGUCCCCGCAGAGUUGCUGGCACCUCUAACAUACAUCUCCCUGGUGGGCUGCAGCAUCUCUAUCGUGGCCUCACUGCUCACUAUCCUGCGGCACUUCCAAGCGAGGAAGCAGAGCGACUCCUUGACAACCAUCCACAUGAACCAGCAUGCCUCUGCGCUGCUGCUGAACGUCACCUUCCUGCUGAGCCCGAGGCUGGCCGUGGCCUCCGUGCCUGGGUCAGCGUGCACAGUGCUGGCUGCCGUCCUGCACUUUGCGCUGCUCAGCUGCCUCACCUGGAUGGCCAUUGAAGGCUUCAACCUCUACCUGCUCCUUGGGCGUGUCUACAACAUCCACUUCCACCGAUACCUGCUCAAGCUCUGUGCAGCGGGCUGGGGGCUUCCAGCCCUCCUGGUGCUGUUCCUCCUUGCUGUCAAGAGCUCAGCGUAUGGACCUUACAUGAUCCCAGUCUCCGACAGCCAGGACGAUGGCGCAGGCUUCCAGAACAUGUCCAUGUGCUGGGUGCGGAGCCGCUGGGUGCACACUGCCUUGGUCAUGGGCUAUGGUGGCCUCAUGUCCCUCUUCAACUUGGUGGUGCUGGCCUGGGCGCUGCGGACCCUGAGUAGACUUCGGGCGCAGGAGAAGGCACUGCGUGCCCGGGCCUGCCGGGAUGCCGUCACCGUGCUGGGCCUCACCGUGCUGCUUGGCACCACCUGGGCCUUGGCCUUCUUCUCCUUUGGUGUCUUCCUGCUGCCCCAGCUCUUCCUCUUCACCAUCUUCAACUCAUUCUACGGUUUCUUCCUCUUCCUGUGGUUCUGCUCCCAGAGGUGCCACUCGGAGGCGGAGGUGGAGGCGGAGGUGGAGGCCUUCAGCACCUCCCAGACCAUGCUGUAGCCUGGACCUCCUGGCCCAGAGCCUCCAGCCUUUCUGUCGGCCUGCAGCCCGUGGCCCCAGCUUCUCCCAGAGAAGGUGGCAGGCCAGGUGCUGGCCACCAGAGGCCACUGCUCCCUCCAGGGAGGCUUUUACCCCUCCAUGGCUUUGCCAGGCCCAGAGGGCAGGUGCUGCUCCGUCUCCCCUGGCUUUCUGAACCAGAGUAGUUCCAGCCCCACUGCGGGGCAGCAAACUUUUCCCUGGUGCCUGGACCUGUCUGGCCAGGCCUGUGGGCAGUGCACUAGUCUGGGAGUCAGGAGGGCACAUUUUAAGCCAGGCUGUUUUACUUUAUGACCUUGGGUCUGUCAUUGCUCCCUGACCUUCGGUGUCCACAUCUGUGACUCGGGGCAGACAGCUCCAGGCCAGCCUAGCCCAAGAGUUUUGUGAAACUGAGUAAGACAGUGGAGAAACAGUCAUAGGGGGCCCUUUACCUCAACUUUCCUGCUGUAAGUGGGGUCCUGGCUAGCCUGCCGUAGAAGCUCCUGCUGGGCCCUGCCACCUUCCUCCUGGGGAGGGUCUGACCACUUCCUGCGUGGGUACCAGCCCAGGGCUUAGAGACCCACUCCGUGUCUGAGCCUCACCAGCCCAUUCCUGAGGGCAUUUUUUCUUUAACACCACCCCCACCCCUGGCCAAAUUACGAUAUGACCCUAACUCCAAAUCCACCCUUAGCAAAGACCAGAAAGUUCAGUCCUUCCUGGAUGCUCCUCCUCUCGUGCUCCCAAGAUGACCCCCACAGGCCAUUUAGACCGUGGCCGGGGCCGUAGGGCUUCCUGGCGGUACAAGGGGAGUGCCUCUUUCCCCUCCACCUGAGCCAGCUCCGUCCCAGUGGCCUGGCUAUUUGAUGAUUGCGUAGGAUUGCAGUUCCCCUGAUAGCAGUGAGGGUGUGGGUUCUAAAUCCAGGCUCGGGCCACUGUUGGAGAGAAUCACCAUUGUCGUUGACGUGUGGGUCAGACCAAGUGGGAGAUGACUCAUGAAGCCAGAGCCCUUCCCAGGCUGCACAGCAGGGAGCGCUGUUGGCCUAUGCUGGGAAACCACUGGUUACAAAACCGCACCUGGAAAUGCUGUGGUCACCUGUCUGCGGACGUGACACACCAGGUGGAGAGGCCCUGCCUCCAGGACUGUGCCUGCUGAGUGACCAGGAGGAAUUCUAGGGCCAUUUCUCUCUUUCCCAGCGCAGCUGCCCACUCUGGCUCUUGGGGUCUUAUGCUGUGUGCAUAUCUGGCACCAGAGUGGGGGGCUGAGAGAGGCUCUAGAGCCCUGUUCAGAGCCAUCAGGCAGAUUUAAUGACUUUGAUGGGCACAGGGAGGCAAUUGAAGCCUGGUCCCUUUUCUCCCAGGGGAAUCCUCCGCCCUCUGUUUAUUUCUUGACGCAAAUAGCCAUUCACUAGGUGGUGAGUGGGGCAGGUGCUGGAGCCAGACUGCCUGGGCUCAGAUGCCAGCUCAGCCACUUGCUAGCUGUGUGGAUGUGGACAAGCCAUUCAACCUCUCUGUGCCUUAGUUUUCCCAUCUGUGAAAUAGGGGUAAUAGCAAUACUUAUUUUGAAGAUGUAAUAAAAUAAUCCAUAUAAAGGGGCUUAGCACAGAGUAAGUGCU
Messenger RNA from Manis pentadactyla (Chinese pangolin), 3519 nucleotides. Its product is annotated as adhesion G-protein coupled receptor G5. Bases 317 to 1891 code for a protein of 524 amino acids. Gene Ontology annotation, biological process: cell surface receptor signaling pathway; adenylate cyclase-activating G protein-coupled receptor signaling pathway. Gene Ontology annotation, molecular function: G protein-coupled receptor activity. Gene Ontology annotation, cellular component: membrane. The transcript has 13 exons. The record is from RefSeq and is a predicted model, not a curated record. NCBI's taxonomy places the organism in Eukaryota, Metazoa, Chordata, Mammalia, Pholidota, Manidae.